This is a messenger RNA of Musa acuminata subsp. malaccensis (wild Malaysian banana), 521 nucleotides long. RefSeq names its product small ribosomal subunit protein eS27y-like. Gene Ontology annotation, cellular component: cytosolic small ribosomal subunit; ribosome. Gene Ontology annotation, molecular function: structural constituent of ribosome; RNA binding. The record is from RefSeq and is a predicted model, not a curated record. Lineage: Eukaryota; Viridiplantae; Streptophyta; Magnoliopsida; Zingiberales; Musaceae. Gene Ontology annotation, biological process: ribosomal small subunit assembly; translation.
UGCAGCCGCAAUCAGACGCGCGGUCCAAGAGUCAGACUCCGGUUCUAGGGUUCGUGGUGUUGCCGUCGCCGCCGAAGGCUUCGACGAGAUGGUUCUACCGAACGACAUCGAUUUGCUCAAUCCCCCCGCGGAGCUUGAGAAGAGGAGGCACAAGCUCAAGCGUCUCGUUCAAUCUCCCAAUUCCUUCUUCAUGGAUGUGAAGUGUCAAGGAUGCUUCAACAUAACUACGGUGUUUAGCCACUCGCAGACUGUGGUGGUUUGCGGAAACUGCCAGACCGUUCUGUGUCAGCCAACCGGCGGGCGCGCCAGGCUCACUGAGGGUUGCUCUUUCCGGCGGAAGGGCGACUGAGCCUUCUCUCUAAUCUUUCUUUCUUUCUUAUGGCAAAUUUUUUUACCAAACUUGGAAUUAAAAUUAUGCUAUGUUUUGGUAUUAUCUUUGUCUAAGUGGUCAGCAAGGACAAGAUAUAAUGCAUAUGAUGUUUUAUUGGAGUGCAGAGUAGAAUUUGUUUGUUCCUUUUUCA